AUGUGUUUUUGGUUCCGGUUUAAACAAAAUAUUUUUAGGAUCACGGGACCUCUCAUAUAUCCAUACUAUCGCCAGCAGGGGAUGCAGUAUCUGUAACAUCAACUAUAAAUCUAUUGUACGGUAGUAAGUUUAUGUCACCUUCAACUGGAGUUAUUUUGAACAAUCAGAUGGAUGAUUUUUCAUAUCCUGGAACAAUUAAUUAUUUUGGUGUUCCUCCUUCACCAACUAACUUCCCAACACCGGGUAAACGUCCUGUGUCAAGUAUGAGCCCAACUAUAGUUCUAAACGAGAAGAAUAAAGUUUUGGCUGUUGUUGGUGCUAGUGGAGGGACCAAAAUCACAACUUCAGUUGCUCAGGUUUUGCUCAGACUUUUUUUCUUGGGUGAGAAUGUUAAGUCUGCAGUUGAUUCAAGAAGAUUACAUCAUCAGCUGAUGCCAAUGAAGGUUGUGUUUGAGUCAGGCACUACGAGGUGGAUUACUGAUGGGUUAAAAACAUUUGGACAUAGCUUAGAACGACAUGUUAUUGGUGGCGCUUCUGUACAGGCCAUUGUUGUAGACAGAAAUACUGGAGAUAUAACGGCAAAUGCUGAUUUUAGAAAAGGGGGCACAACCGAUGGUUUUUAAAUAUAAUUUAAUUAAACUGCAGAUAUGAAAAAUGCUUUAUAUGAUAAAAUUUCAAAUUCAUCGUUACAUGCGUUACGGAUGAAAGAGAUGAAAUCUUUGCAGAAAUUAUUAACAGACUUAGAUAACAUUGUCAUUUUCUGAAAUAUUAAGUCAGAGUAAAUUUCUAUAUGAUUCACGAUACUGAUCAUGAAAUCAGCAGUAUUUUUUAUUACAUCAUUGUUGUUAAAUAUUAUAUCACAACAUCUUACAUCAUUGUUUAUCAACAAAUUUAACAUUUUAUUUUUCUCCUUAAUUCGUGGGAUUUGGAACACAACACAUGGGUAGUAACAUCUAAGUUAAAUGAUUUGAACCCCCGUCCCCAAUAAAUACUGACAGUGAUCAUGAGAAAACUGUGAUACCGUUGGAUUAAAAUGCUGCUAAAAAUUUUAUAAUAUCACAUUUGGUAAAUAUUUUUGAUAGUUUUGAAUGUCUUCUUCCAAUUACUAAUAUUAGAUAUUACAAGACUUUUUGCAGUGUCUUUCUUUAAAAAAAUCGUUUGAUAAAAUUUCUUUUACUUCAAAAUCAAUUUUACUAUAAUAUGACUCCCAUAAAAAUUAUUAUUAUUCUGUUUGGUAUCAAACAUCUUAAAAAAUUAUUGAAGAAGACAUUUAAAAAUAUCCACCCUGUAAUGUUUCGUAGGAUACACUAUACUUGAAGCAGCAUUAAGAGAUUUGCUGAAUUCAAAUUCAAUUUUUUGAUUUUUUAAUCUUAAAGUUUGUAACCUAUUAAACAUUUUUGAGUUGUAUUGUUUUCACAUUUUUCUAAUUUCUUGCAGUAUUAAUUCUAUGUGUAAAGUAUGGUAUUAAAUUAUUGUAAAUAUUAUGUGUUAAGAUUAUCUUUCUGACUUCAAUAAUUCUAUUUUUGAAAUAUAUUUAAUUAUUAAA
This is a messenger RNA of Eurytemora carolleeae, 1546 nucleotides long. RefSeq names its product glutathione hydrolase light chain 1. The transcript is spliced from 7 exons. Bases 132 to 623 code for a protein of 163 amino acids. The record is from RefSeq and is a predicted model, not a curated record. Gene Ontology annotation, biological process: glutathione catabolic process. Lineage: Eukaryota; Metazoa; Arthropoda; Copepoda; Calanoida; Temoridae. Gene Ontology annotation, cellular component: plasma membrane. Gene Ontology annotation, molecular function: glutathione gamma-glutamate hydrolase.